GUCCAAUAAUCUGGUUAAUUUGGUAAACUAUCCAAAGAGUAAUUAAAUGAUUCCUCGUCAUAAAUACUAAUUUUCUACGUUUUAAGCAAAAAAGACAAUAAUUAUUUGGUCUGAAAACUAAAAAAAGACACGAGAUUAAGGGAAGAAGAUAACGAUCUAGAGGAAUAGGCAAGUGGAAGAACCAGAACAACAGCUGUUCUUUUCUUCUAAACUUCAGAAGUCAGCCGACAGUUAAUUUCUCCUUUUUUUGAGGUUUUGUCGAAUCCUAUAAAUUUCAACUAAACUCUUCUUCAUUUUCAAUAUCAAAUCUUGUCUUCUUCUUCUUCUUCUUCUUCUUUUUCUUCUUCUUACAUUUGAUUUCUCUGUCUGAAUUCGAGAACCAGAUCUACUAAUUACCUGAGAGAAAAAAGAUCUGCUCUGUUUGUCUGAAACAGACAGAAGUCAACAAAUCUUUCAUUUGUUUUUUAGCAAAUCAAAGAAAUGGCCGGAGGGUUCGUCAGUCAAACGCCGGGUGUUCGGAACUACAAUUACAAACUGACACCGAAAGUGUUUGUGACAUGUUUCAUCGGUGCUUUUGGUGGUCUCAUCUUCGGAUACGAUCUCGGGAUCUCAGGAGGGGUAACCUCAAUGGAGCCAUUCUUGGAAGAGUUCUUCCCUUACGUCUACAAGAAGAUGAAGAGCGCACAUGAGAACGAGUACUGUCGAUUUGAUAGUCAGCUUCUCACUCUCUUCACUUCGUCUCUCUAUGUGGCGGCUUUGGUGUCUUCUCUCUUUGCCUCCACCAUUACUAGAGUUUUCGGAAGGAAAUGGUCGAUGUUUCUCGGUGGUUUCACCUUCUUCAUCGGUUCUGCUUUCAACGGCUUUGCCCAAAACAUCGCUAUGCUUCUCAUUGGUCGUAUCCUACUUGGUUUCGGAGUCGGAUUCGCCAAUCAAUCUGUACCGGUUUAUUUAUCAGAAAUGGCUCCUCCGAAUCUAAGAGGAGCUUUCAACAACGGGUUUCAAGUAGCGAUUAUCUUUGGUAUUGUGGUUGCAACGAUCAUCAAUUACUUCACCGCACAGAUGAAAGGAAACAUCGGAUGGAGAAUCUCUCUCGGAUUAGCUUGUGUCCCUGCAGUGAUGAUCAUGAUCGGAGCUCUGAUCCUUCCCGACACUCCCAACUCUCUCAUCGAACGUGGCUACACCGAAGAGGCCAAGGAAAUGCUUCAGUCCAUCCGAGGAACCAAUGAAGUCGAUGAAGAGUUUCAAGAUCUCAUUGAUGCAAGUGAGGAGUCCAAGCAAGUGAAACACCCAUGGAAGAACAUCAUGCUUCCUCGUUACAGACCACAAUUGAUCAUGACUUGCUUCAUUCCUUUCUUUCAACAACUUACCGGAAUCAAUGUCAUUACCUUCUACGCCCCGGUUUUGUUCCAAACCCUCGGGUUCGGUAGCAAAGCUUCCCUCCUAUCAGCUAUGGUAACGGGUAUCAUCGAGCUCUUGUGUACCUUCGUCUCUGUUUUUACAGUGGAUAGGUUUGGAAGAAGAAUCUUGUUCCUCCAAGGAGGUAUCCAGAUGCUUGUCUCUCAGAUCGCUAUUGGAGCCAUGAUUGGAGUCAAAUUUGGAGUGGCUGGAACAGGAAACAUAGGGAAAAGUGAUGCCAAUCUAAUCGUGGCACUGAUCUGCAUCUAUGUAGCGGGUUUCGCCUGGUCAUGGGGACCGUUGGGAUGGUUGGUUCCUAGUGAGAUAUCUCCACUAGAGAUCCGAUCAGCAGCUCAAGCCAUAAACGUUUCGGUCAACAUGUUCUUCACAUUCCUUGUGGCUCAGCUCUUCCUCACUAUGCUUUGUCACAUGAAAUUCGGACUAUUCUUCUUCUUCGCCUUCUUUGUUGUCAUAAUGACAAUAUUCAUCUACUUGAUGUUGCCUGAGACAAAGAAUGUGCCAAUCGAAGAGAUGAACAGAGUGUGGAAGGCACAUUGGUUCUGGGGAAAGUUUAUUCCUGAUGAAGCUGUCAAUAUGGGUGCUGCUGAGAUGCAACAGAAGUCCGUAUGAUGAUGAUCAAGAAUGAAGUUUUCUUUGGGCAAUAAAGAUUUAUGAGAAAAGAGAAAGUGAAUAAUUCUUGGGAUGAAAUAAGAAUAAUUGUCAAAAAUGCCUUACUUCCUAAAAGAAAGCUGCUCUGUCUUUAGCUUCAGAGACUUAGCUUUCAUUGUUUCUUCUUUCUUCUUUUUUAAUGUUUCUUUGUUGAAAUUGUUAUUUGGGGCCUAAAGAUGUAAAAACAAAAAAAAGAACAAAAUUAUUUAAAAAUGGUUUCUUAUUUUACAUUUCAUUGAAUCUUUAUUUGAGAAAAAUAGUGUUAACGCUUUAUGCAAGAAACAAGAAUAGUCAUCACUCAUCAAUCGAUAUUCCAG
Molecule: messenger RNA, 2381 nt
Organism: Arabidopsis thaliana (thale cress)
Lineage: Eukaryota; Viridiplantae; Streptophyta; Magnoliopsida; Brassicales; Brassicaceae
Gene: STP4
Product: sugar transporter 4
Exons: 4
Coding region: 481-2025 (514 amino acids)
Biological process (GO): transmembrane transport; monosaccharide transmembrane transport
Cellular component (GO): membrane; plasma membrane
Molecular function (GO): monosaccharide transmembrane transporter activity; transmembrane transporter activity; carbohydrate transmembrane transporter activity
Source: RefSeq, marked reviewed